GUGAAUUUGCGUGGGUUGUUCCACUGAUCGCCAUCAUCGUCAUCAUCCUUCUCCUCCUGGCCUCGAUUUUCAUCUGUGAAUUCCGGCGUAAACGCCGCGAGCAGCUACUGAACCAAUACGAGCCAGCCGAGGAA
Messenger RNA from Mesorhabditis spiculigera, 134 nucleotides. Lineage: Eukaryota; Metazoa; Nematoda; Chromadorea; Rhabditida; Rhabditidae. The record is from the annotation of a GenBank genome assembly.